AUGGGUAACAGCUACAGCUUUGCAGGGCCAAACCGAGGCGUUCACAUCCAUGUGUUACUGAAGAAGGCCAGGAGAAUUUAUCACUCCAAGAUUGGGACAUGUCAGAAAGAGUUUCAGCACAGAGCAGGGCUUACGUUACGACGAGACAACUCGUCUUCUUCCACAGAGACCGACGAUGAGGGAAUGCACUGGAUGAGCCCGUGUCACCCACUUCUCACCGUCACCUCCCAUCUCUCUCUGACUUUUCUUUCACUGCACGAUUUCAUCCGUUUCAGCUCUUCAGGUGUGAACACUCUCAGUGGCAGCCUCCCCAAAUCCCACUCGUCUCAGAACUCUGACCUCCGUGUGACAUGCACACCUCUCUCUGUGGACCACAGUCCUGAUUCUGGACUUGUAUCCACACCUCUUCCAUCCAGUCAGUUCCGGUUUGUGUCGUGGCACCGCCUGGAGCAGUGUGACAUCACAGGUGACCAGCUGACCUGCCCCAGGGUCAGAGAAGGGCCGUCAAAGGAGGAGUUGUUUCAAAGAGCAGGGGGUGACGUCUAUUUGGUGAGAGGGAGAAGGAGGAGAGGAGAAGAGGAAGGACAGAGAUGGGAGGAAAGGCUGCAAGAAAAUUGGGAAAACUGUCUGGAGUUAAAUCUGUCCUACCAGGAUUUGGGGGAUCCCUUCCAGAAGGACAAUUUCCUCCGGAUCCUCCGCCGGUUGAUCCGCGUGGAGAAACUACAACUGGUUGACAAUUCACUGACUGACCUGAGUUCUGUACGACUGCCAAGGUGCAGAAUGUUAAACCUGCACCGUAACCACCUGGUGUGCCUGCGUCAGCUGCCAAAGCUCCCAGCAGUGGAGCACCUUUGUCUGUCCGACAAUGCCAUCGACUCCCUGGUGGGACUGGGUGCUCUGAAGAACAGUCCGCUGUGCUCCCUAAACCUGACCCACAACCCAGUGACCUUCACUCAGGACUACCGAGUACGUGUUUUCUCCUGUUUGCCAAAGCUUCAAGUCCUGGAUGGACUCCCCAAGUUGCCAGAAGAUUCUCUGCCCAGCAGACUACACUUCCCAGAAACCACCAGCAUGUGCAACAUCUUGUGACAUUCCUCCACGCAUCGAUGACUCACACCACACGUGCAGUUUAUCACGCUCUAUCAAAGCACUCAACAUGUUGGAAUUGCACUGCACUGACGGUUCCCUCAUCUUGUUGGAGGAAAGCCAACUGGUA
This is a messenger RNA of Solea solea (common sole), 1216 nucleotides long. RefSeq lists its product as uncharacterized. NCBI's taxonomy places the organism in Eukaryota, Metazoa, Chordata, Actinopteri, Pleuronectiformes, Soleidae. The record is from RefSeq and is a predicted model, not a curated record. The transcript is spliced from 7 exons. Bases 1 to 1089 code for a protein of 362 amino acids.